AUGUGGCUCGUUCGAGUCUUCUCGUCGGCCCUUUUCCUCGCCGUGACCGUAUCCUCCAUUCCUCUCGCUUUCGAUGUCGGCGGCAAGACGUGCGGUCUGGCCUUUUCGCUAUCCCUGGCCACCUUCUACUUCCUCUUCUCUCUGCUGAGGCUUACGACACCUGAGCGCUCCUGGGUCCGUUCCUCCCUCGUCACCGUCAUCCGAUGCACACAGUGGAUCCUGAUUCCGAUCCUGUUGAUCUGGUCUCUUAAUCGCUUCUCGGUCGACACGGACAGCAACGGUGGAUGGGUGGAGCGCACCUUCAGCGGGAAGCGGGCACAGGAUAGCUCCGUUCAGGAGUGGCUCUUCGGUCGCGAUGGUCUGGUCGAGAGAGUGACCCUGGGCAACUGGGACCGACUUCUGAGAUGGUCGACUCCCGUCUUUCAACUGGCGGAAGGCUUUUGCAGUUUACUAGUGAUCCAGGCCGCUGGACAGAUUACUCGCUGGCUCGUGAACCGAGGUGGACGAAGCGACAGCUGGAUGAUCGGUCUUUUGGUCCUUUCGGCCACCAUCAUCUCCAGCUCGGUCUACUUCCUCUGGCGUGUUCUUCAAUUCCCCGAGAUCUCCAACGUGGAUGCCGCUCUGAUCGGGGUCUCCGUUACAUGCGCAGUUAUCCUGUGCGCCUGGGGCAUUGGCAGUGGGCGCGGAAACCCCGUAGAGAGCUCUCUGCUCUUUGCCUAUGUCGUUCUCUGCAUCUAUCAGAUCUUCACGGACUAUCAGCCCUCGUACCCAGUGGAGCAUGUUCCUUCGCCUUCUCAGGCUGGCGACUUUCCCCCGCUCCCGCCCAUUAUCAUGGCGUCGUACACCACUCUCAUGCAUGCGCUAUCCCUGCUGCCAUCGAUCAUCCAUGCGGCGUUUAACGUGAUCAAUGCUGUUUUCAGUGCCGUGACCCCAUCUGUUCUGAUCUCGCUCGCCUAUCGGUUGCUGGUGUUGUAUGCCUCGACGCGAAUCAUCCCUGCCGUUCGAGAGUCUGGGGCUCGCGCUCUCUCUCAAGAAGCCUCCCUCGAUGACUCAGAUGCCGCCGGUCAGCUUUUGGGCUUCUUGAGCUACUUCGCACCGACUAUCCUUAUCGCAGUCUACACCAGUCUUUUGAUGCAGCAUUUCUCGUCGACCUCGCAAGCCAUGGGAGGCAACGGCGAGUGGUGGAGCAGCCAAGGCGCCGGCGGGGGCAAUAUGUGGAGGUGGAUCAAUCUGGCCUGCACGACGGCACUCUAUGCAGUCGAGCUCUGGCUCGGAGAACAUGAUGACCUCGACAACGGCCUGGCCGGCCACUGGAAAACCGACUGA
Molecule: messenger RNA, 1326 nt
Organism: Penicillium cinerascens
Lineage: Eukaryota; Fungi; Ascomycota; Eurotiomycetes; Eurotiales; Aspergillaceae
Product: ICE2 family protein
Exons: 2
Coding region: 1-1326 (441 amino acids)
Biological process (GO): endoplasmic reticulum inheritance; septin ring assembly
Cellular component (GO): endoplasmic reticulum membrane; cortical endoplasmic reticulum; perinuclear endoplasmic reticulum
Source: RefSeq, a predicted model, not a curated record